Molecule: messenger RNA, 6426 nt
Organism: Conger conger (European conger)
Lineage: Eukaryota; Metazoa; Chordata; Actinopteri; Anguilliformes; Congridae
Product: microfibrillar-associated protein 3-like
Exons: 2
Coding region: 692-1774 (360 amino acids)
Source: RefSeq, a predicted model, not a curated record
AUUCUUAACCGGAUUCUUUACAAAAUGUGGGUGGGACCCACAAGGGACAAUAUUUUUAUAGAAAUAACUUUGCAUUUAAUAGCUCGAUAUCUGUAUGGCUAAACACCGAGUCGCUGAAACUUUAACAGUGAAUCUGUGAAUCAAUUCUCGAGAAACUGAAAAAAACUAAAAAACUCGUGAGCUGAACCAGGAAAUAACCCAGUGUAGUCCUAAUUGUGUAGUCCAGUCGGUGGAUUGUUGACAUGCUGCUGAAUUAAAACACGGUGUUCAUGACGGUAAACACUACUGCUAAUGGCAGUAUAAGAUGCUUUCUCCAUCGAUCUGUUUUCGUAGCGUUUUGAGCUCUUUGAUGACAUUAUAUGCAACAUUUGUAGCUCGGUAGGUACCUUAACUGUGUUGAUGAGGAAGGUCGCUAGGUAAUAUAACUUACAUAACUAGCAAGCUAGUUAAUGCUAGCUAGCUAAAAGUCCAGAAUAGACUACAUGCCAUGUUAUAGCUAGGUUUUCGACAGCUUCACUGAACGGCAACUGACAAAUUGGAAAGUUUUACCAUUUCUUAUUAUUGUCUUGUGACGGGUUACGAGGACAUCGCACUUGAUAAAAGAUCCUAGGAACCAUUUGAGCCGCUUCUGUAGCUGACAUUAGCAAGCUAAUGACCUAAAUUCACGAAGUUUAUUCGAAAGCAAGCAAAGAUGGAUACAUUUUUUAAAGUAUUUGUUUGCCACAUGAUCGUAAUGAGCGUCGUCGCUCAGACAGAGGACCUCGCAGACCAACCCCAGAACAGGUCACUGGUUAAUCUACACAUGCUGGCAACUUUACCUGCUCUCCGUGAUAUCGUGGUAAAGGAGGGUUCCAGCGCGCUGAUUGAAUGCAAUGUGACUGGAGGACAUGAAGAUGUAUUGUGGUACAACUCCAAGGGGCACAUACUGGCUAAAGAGGACGGAGGAGGGAAAUGGUGGGUGAUGGACGAUGGCGUUUUGAAUAUCACAGCGGUCACAUUUGAAGAUCGAGGCAGGUAUACCUGCAUAGCCUCUGGCUCUUCUGGGACCUGGAACUACACCAUCACGCUGCGGGUGUCCUACACGCACAGCGGGCUGGGGCUGUACUACGUCAUCGUGUGCCUCACUGCCUUCACCAUCACGCUGAUCCUCAACAUCACGCGCCUGUGCCUGGUCAGCAGUCACCUGCGCAAGACAGAGCAGGCCAUCAACGACUUCUUCCGCUCCGAGGGCGCCGAGAAGCUGCAGAAGGCCUUCGAGGUCGCCAAGCGCAUCCCCAUCAUCACCUCCGCCAAGACCCUGGAGCUGGCCAAGGUAACGCAGUUCAAGACUAUGGAGUUCGCCCGGCACGUGGAGGAGCUGGCCCGCAGCAUCCCGCUACCCCCACUCAUCCUCAACUGCCGCGCCUUCGUGGAGGAGAUCCUUGAGACGGUCCACCUGGCGGACCCCUCCCAGCCCCACGCACCCCCGCUGAGGCAGGCCAUCGAAGACGGCUCCAGGGGGGACUCUGACCACGGCCAGGCAGGAGGAGAGGGCUCUGGGGGGGACCACGCCUCACCCCCUGGGCAGGCAGGAGGAGAGGGCUCUGGGAGGGACCACGCCUCACCCCCUGGGCAGGCAGGAGGAGAGGGAGAGGUCCUGAACAGGAGCACCCAGGAAAUAGAGGUGUCCAUGCACCCCCAGUCUGAGUACCCGGAGGGGGGGGGUGAACCCGGUAGUGGGUCCCUGGAGCACACAGAUGUGUGCAUCCCUAUCCUGUCUCCAGACGCCCCCUAAAGGAUCCUUAUAGUGGCCAUAUGCAUUCUGGGAGCCAGAAAUGUGGCUGACCAUGAUCAUUUUUUUAUUUAUUUUUUAUCACAUACCGUGAAGCCCCAGCAAGUUGGAUUUUUCAGUAGCCAGGAUGUUGUGUGGCCGAGUGAUCGUUUCUUUUCUGUGGGCAGUAAAGAGGAUUGUGCUUUGGCUUGUUAAAUCUUGAGCUGUGAAUUGUUAGGUUUUCCCCCUUCUCCAUGAAAUGAUUGGUGUGAUUGGUGCAGUAAUGAGCAGGGGUUUAGUGUUUGUGUUCUACAUUGUGUGUGGCUGUUCUUUUCCACUGUCUCCUCACACUGUGCAGAAUUUAAAGGUGACGGUGGCAUGGAGUUUAACUCUGAUGUGAGUGCAUUAGCAUGAGUUUAUAGCCUACAGUCGUCUGAGGGACUUGCAGUUGAAAGAGCCUGCAGUAUGGUUUGCCUUCAACAGUCGUAGUGUUAAAGUCUGCACUCUAAAUGCAGCUUGAUAAACCAGAAUUACUACCUGCAUUCCAUAACUCAGCAUCUCCCACAUUCUCUCACAUUCUCUCGCACUUACUGAUGUGAGAGACUUGGGGGCUGUUUUUUUCUGAGUAAUAAUUUCAUUUUUUCAUUCUGAUGUUUGUGGCACUUAGAAAAUGAACAACAGUGGACUUUGGGUCAUUGAGUUGUGAAUCACAUAGUUGAAUGCAAUGAGGUCAUCUUCCCAGGUGGGGGUGCUGUGACAUAAAAAAUGAUACCCAGCAUAUGCCAUCUGCUGAGCACCAUAGAAUGAGUGUAAAAUAGAUUGCAUUAUAUAAGGGCAUUCAGUACUACAUACUUCAACUGUUUUCUCUCUAGAUUCUCGUAAACAACAUCCCCGGCCACAGCGUUGACUUAAUGAAUACCACCCAUUACUCUGUUGCUCCUCAGAAUUGGAAUAACUCACUCGGGUAUUUGAUGUCUAACAUGAAUUGGCAUGAACUAAUGUAGUUGUUAACUCACUAACUACUGAAAGUUAAGCUGUACAGCUUUGUUUAUGUACUGUACUUGUGUAUCAUUAACUCAUGUUAACAACUACAUUGGUUAAUGUCAAUUCAUAUUGGAAUGAAAAAGACAGUCCAUGUAUUAAAUCUCUCCUAUGGUAUGCUAAUUUGUAUAUAUGUAUACACUCACUGAGCACUUUAUUAUUGCACCUACUUAUUCAUGCAAUUAUCUAAUGAGACAAUUGUGUGGCAGCUGUGCAAUGCAUACAGUCAGGUAGACACGGGAAAGUAAGUUCAGUUAAUGUUCACAUCAACCAUCAGAAUGGGGAGAAAAUGUGAUCUAAGUGACUUUGAUUGUGGAAUGAUUGUUGGUUGCAGAGAGGGUGGUGCAAAAAACUAAAAACAUCCAGUGAGCAGAAGUCCUGCAGACAGAAAUGCCUUUUUAAAGAGAGACGUCAGAGGAGAAUGGCCAGACUGGUCAAAGCUGACAGGAUGGUGACAGUAACACAAAUAACCACACAUUACAACAGUGGUGUGCAGAAAAGCAUCUCUGAACACACAACUCAUCAAACCUGGAUAGGCUACAGCAGUAGAAGUAUAAAUAAAUACGUCUAAUAUAAUAGACUAAUAAAUAAUAAGUUGAAUAAAUAAUAAAGUGCUGACUGAAUGUGUGUGUAUGUGUAUACUUAAUGUAACAAAAACAUUAGUCAGUAGUUAAAUACAUUAACUAAUGAAAAGUUAAUGCUUAAUUAAUGUAUUUUUAUCAAUUAAUUCAUACAGUAAUAACGCCUGUAUCAGUUAAUGCCAGUUCAUAUACCAUUAUUGUACGGUGUUAGAAAGAAGUCUGAUAUUGAAAAACAUGCUUGUUGUGCCGGCACGGCGUUAAACCGUUCUGGUUAAACCGGUUGAGUUGAGCUGAAUCGGCGGGUGAAAGUUUGGCAUGGAGAGGAGCCUCAUGAGCUCAUCGUGCUUCAGGGAUCCUGUAACUGCCGCAGGUGAUUUUGCUGUGCUUGGGUUCUCUGGUAUGAAGGUCUGCUGGAUUAUUAUUUUUUAAUGCUGGACUUUGGUUGGCUCCCUGGUGCUAAUCCUCAGAUCAGAUCCAGAUCAGCGGUGGUGUCCUGAGUGUGUGUGGGACGGCCAGAGUGUGGGGGGGUGUGUGUCUGUGUCUGUGUCUGUGUGUGUGUGUCUGUCGUAGCCACAGCGGUGGUGUCCUGAGUGUGUGUGGGACGGCCAGAGUGUGGGGGGGUGUGUGUCUGUGUCCUGAGUGUGUGUGGGACGGCCAGAGUGUGGGGGGGGGGGCACUUCGUCCCCAGCAACACAGGCACUGCGGCGAAUAGAUGUAUGAUGGGAUAGCUUUUUGUAUGUGUGUGUCUGUCUGUCUCUGUGUGUGUGUUUGUGUCUGUGUCUGUGUCUGUGUGUGUGUGUGUGUGUGUGUGUGUGUGUGUCUGUCUGUCUGUCAGUGUGUGUGUGUCUGUCUGUCUGUCUCUGUGUGUGUCUGUCUGUCUGUCUGUGUGUGUGUGUGUGUGUGUUUACUUCAUAAAUUAUAUCUGAUUUUUCUCCCCAGCAGAUGAGCAGCUUGCUGCACUGUUUGAUAUGAGCAGGGUUUAUUAGAUCAGUGAGUGUUUAUGUAUUUAUGAGGAAUAUGAUGCGGGUCGGCAGUUGUAAUGUAACUCUUCUGCACCCAAUCAGCCCCUCAGUGAGAAGAUAAGAUAACCCUGCAAUGAUGGUGUGAUUCAUUUGGGUCAUUAAGGUUAAUAAGGUCACGUAGGUCAUUAAGGUCAUUAAUGUAUCGACUGCCCAAGAGAGGACCGCAGUAAACCCAGUAUCAUCCUCUUGGUGAUGAAAGUGGGUAAAAUAAAGGUGAUGUGGGGGAAGCCUCUGCAGUGAGUGCCUGCUCAUGAUUCAUUAGGGUCUGUCCGCCCAGGUAGAGCUCAUCCUCUCAUCUGCUAAGAGAAAACACUAACGAUGUGCUGAGUCCGGCCUGAUCCAGAACCCUUUUGUGCACUUUCAGUAUCUUUUCGUUAUUUUACUGUUGUAAAUUUGUACUGUGGAUUAAAACAGAGAAUAUUUAUGGCUUAAUAACACUUGUUUUAUUGUGUAGGAAUAUGAUGAGAAUAUGUGUGAACAUAUGGCGAGUUUAUUGAGGAGAAAUGUUCAUCUGGCUCUACUGAAGGACUAAAGAAACGCACUGAAGGAGUGGCUGAUUUAACACUCUGUCUGAUUGGGUGUGUGCGUGUGCGUAUGUGUGUCUGUAUGUGCGUGUGUGUGCGGGUUGUUUAGCGAGUCAGUCAGAUUGGUGCAAGCUCAUGGCCCAGUGGUAUUUUAGACAUGAGAUUAGAAUUUUAUUAAGAGAUCACAAUAAUACUGAUGUAACAAACACUACUGUAAUUGAAUGCAAUGGAGUUUUUGAACACUGGCUUGAAAAUAUAACAUUCCAAAAAGCUUAAUCUUAAAAGUUUAGGAGAUUUAAGGGGUUUGAAGGUUCUUUCCUGGACUGGUCUUUGCAGAUGCGACCACCACCAUACCUCCAAUUCAUUACAAACUGAAAUGCUGCCAAGAUGUACCAGCACUAAAAUACCAAACCCUAAGAUGGAUGGCUUCAGUAGCCGGGCUUUGAUUCCCAUGGAUGUGAGGCUAAUCCGUGUGUGCACUGAGGGAGAGAGUCUCCUCAGACGAAGUUCACUUUCCACAUUUCACCAGCCAGUGAGAAAUAUCCAAAGAACACUCAGUGCAUUGAUCCAGCUCUCGUGGGUCUGUGUGUGACGGCGUAUGUUUUUCCACAAAAUGAAACAGAAAAUCCAGGCUGGAAGUGCAGCAUCACAAACUCACAUUUCAGAAGUGAAAGUGUGAAGAGAGACACGCUGACAGAAAUGUGCUGAAAGUUUCAUGGCAGAAGUUGAAAGAGAUAGCGGACUGGUUGGGCGUGUGACCGUAGACUGCUUCAGCUCAGAGCCAAGCCUGGGGAGAUGGGCAUGUCCACGUUACAGCGCUUUGUGAGAGGGCCAGGCAAGCUGGUGUAGUUCGACUACUAAAACAGCUGUGCGUACAAGGGUUGCAUCUAUAGAUCUGAGAAAUAAAAGUUUACGUGUAAUAAAAGUGUGAAGACUCUAAAUGGAUGAGCCAUUAACAUGAGUAUGAAAUGAGCUGUGCUAAAUAUAACAUCAUUGGCUAAAUGUAUACUUGUUAAGACAAUUUAAGGCAAUGUUUCUUUGAUGCUUUUACAUAACAUGGCCUAUUUGUUUGUCCAUUGUAAACCCUUAUGGAAACUUCUCUGAGAUGUAUGUGAAUGGUGUUUUAUAAAAGCGCACAUUGAUUAAUUCACUCAGUGCCAUGAUUUUGGAGCUAUUGCUUGUUUGAUAAAAAGCAGAAUAUGGUGUCAUAUUCCUGUUUUUGCAGAAAUGCGUUCAUAUUUACAUAAUGUGUGUAAUCAUCCUCACCAUCUCUACCAAUGGAAAGCUGUGUUUCAUGCACAGAUGAAGAUUCCAAUGCCACAAUGUUUACGCUGUGAAUCUGUGAGUGUGUUGAGUUUAUUCCUGUAGCUUCAGUGGUGAUGGAGGUGCUUGUGUUUGGGUGUUGUCUCACUGUGAAUGUCAUGGGUACUGAUUUAUUUUUAUCUUUAAGCAAUGUAACUUGCAAGGGAAGAAUUGAAAAUGUUUAAUAAAAUUUGAUUUUCCAUUUC